GGCAGUACACUGAUGCUACAGCAAGGAGACUAGGCAUGUUGAAACUUGGUGCAGCCAUUAAGGCUAACAUGCAGGCUGAUGACAGUGUCAUUGAUAAUGAGGUUCUCUACUAUACCAACAGCAUAGGAUUUCUGGAGGUGGACAGUUUGAGUGACCUCUGCAAGUACACAAACACUAAGAAGGAAAAUUUCAAGAUAGCAUACCCGUCCAAUGCAUAUGUUGAUGGCAUUCCCAGUGCAGUUAAUGAGAAACCAUAUUAUCACUUUGCAGACAGGUUCGGGCUCUCAAGAUGCUAUCUCCAUGACACUGUUCCCAGCCCUUUCUCCCGUAGCAAGUUUAUUGUCUGCCGAGGUAAACAAGAUGGCCGCCCAGCUUCCUCUCCCAUUACCCUGCUGUACCUUGGCAGUCAUAGAUUGGCCGCCAAAAGUCUCGGCACAGUGUCCCAUGGCGGCAGUGUGAUAAAACUUGAAUCUUAUGAUAUGGGUUUACUGGUGUGUUCCUGGACAACAGAAGAAGGAGUAUGUCACGUCCCAGACAUGUCAACAUUGGGAAUUCCAGUGGAUGUAAACAAGCUACACAAGUAUGCAGCAGACGACAUUCCCUAUAUCCCAUCUGCUUACAACCAUCUCAAAGUACACCGGGCAGUAGGGAAGCUUGUCAGGGCUGUACCAAAGAAGUCUUUUGGAUUUCUUAGUAAAUUACUACCGGCCGAUCCUCUUUAUGACUGCAUAGAGCCAGAGAAAUUGAAAUUCCCUGAGAAAGAAUUAUUUAUUCAUCUCGACACCAUUAAAGAUUCUGGAUUUUCCAAUCAGUUGGUGGCAGGCAGCAUAUUUGAUGUGUUUUAUGCCAAACUAAAGACACAUACUAACAAAAGGGAGAGUAAUCCUAGAGCAUUUUAUGUGUUGAAUAUUAUUAGAACUUUAAAAAAUGUUUUCAGAGAAGGUGACGCAAAGAAAGAAAAACCCAGCCCCUUGUUUGAGGAAAACACAGGAAGAAUGCUGGCGGAAAUGUUUGGAUCAGAUGAUUGCACCCCACCAGAUGGCAGUUCAGCCAAGAAAAUCUCCAUCCAGAGACAUCUCACAUUAGACCCAGAGAAGUCAUUUGAAGAAAACAUGGUUGUGCUUGGUUUAAACAGUGAUGAAGAGAUAGACGAGUAUAUGAGAACCAAUUGGUUCAGUGGUGCCCUUGCUGUCAAAAGAGGAAAAAGGCAGCAGAUGAUGUGCUCUAUAGAACCCGACCCAUGCCUGUCGCUAAACAGAUUCAUGGAGCGUUACAUCACUUGGCGGUAUGGGAAAAACUGGCAUCCGUACGCAUUUGGGCCAUGUAGCUAUCACAAUGUGCUGCGCUCCUUCAGAUGUGUGGUUUAGGAUGGUAGAUGUGUCAGUAACUGAAUGAUUUGAUUAGCCUAAGCAACCAAGAAACCUACUGCACUCAUAUAAACAUAUGGUAUUGCAAAUGGUAGAUGUAAUUAACUGAUUAGUUUGUUUAAACUUAACAACAUUU
This is a messenger RNA of Lingula anatina, 1503 nucleotides long. RefSeq lists its product as uncharacterized. Gene Ontology annotation, molecular function: double-stranded DNA binding; 3'-tyrosyl-DNA phosphodiesterase activity; single-stranded DNA binding. Gene Ontology annotation, cellular component: nucleus. Lineage: Eukaryota; Metazoa; Brachiopoda; Lingulata; Lingulida; Lingulidae. The record is from RefSeq and is a predicted model, not a curated record. Gene Ontology annotation, biological process: DNA repair.